AUGAAAUCAACUGAAAAUAAUUCCGGUGGUAGCUAUGGUCUGCCAAAUGAAAAGAAAAAAAAUUAUUCUGAAGUAAUUAAUAUGUCUGAAAGCUCAAGGCAAGGAUUACUUAAUAUUAGAGCUUUAUUUUUUCUCACACUGUGGUAUUUUUUUAGUACUUUUCAAAUGAUAAUGACAGCAUUAUGUGGGUUCAUUCAACUUUAUUUUCCAUGCGGAAUGUAUAAGCCAACUUUAAGAAUGUCAAAACCUCCAGGCUUUUUCAGGCACAUGAUAUUUGUCGGUUGCACCAGGUUUACAACGGUUAUUUUAGGGUUAGUUGCAUUAAAUUUUGUUGCAGUUAGUUUUACAGAAACGAUAAAAUCUUCUGCACCAUUAUUUACUGUAUUAAUAUCGAGAUUUUUGUUGGGUGAAAACACUGGUUUAUAUGUUAAUUUAUCCCUCAUACCUGUGAUGUCUGGUCUUGCUCUCUGUUCUGCUAAUGAACUUAGUUUUAAUUUAAAAGGUUUCAUCGCUGCAAUGCUUACUAACUUAACCGAAUGCUUGCAAAAUGUUUAUUCCAAAAUGUUAAUCAGCGGAGAAAAAUUUAAAUACACGCCUGCUGAAUUACAGUUUUACACAAGCAUAUCAUCCGUUUUUGUUCAAAUUCCUGUAACAUUCCUAUUUGUCGAUUCUUCUGGACUAAGUCAAACAAAUGAUCAUUCUCUUUUACUAGCAUUUAUAAUAAAUGGAAUUUUUUUUCACUUUCAAAGCAUAUCAGCCUAUGUUCUCAUGGACUAUAUUAGCCCUGUGACUCACAGUGUUGCUAAUACUGCCAAACGUGCUUUUCUAAUAUGGCUGUCAAUCAUUCUAUUUAAUAAUCCUGUUACGAUAUUGAGUGGACUGGGAACUGCCAUUGUUAUUUUAGGGGUUUUACUAUAUAAUAAAGCACAAGAAUGUGAUAAAAACGUAAGAAGCAAAACGUUAAGGUUAUGA
Molecule: messenger RNA, 972 nt
Organism: Pediculus humanus corporis (human body louse)
Lineage: Eukaryota; Metazoa; Arthropoda; Insecta; Psocodea; Pediculidae
Product: glucose-6-phosphate/phosphate translocator 2, putative
Exons: 6
Coding region: 1-972 (323 amino acids)
Cellular component (GO): Golgi apparatus
Molecular function (GO): antiporter activity
Source: RefSeq, a predicted model, not a curated record